This is a messenger RNA of Cyprinus carpio (common carp), 1475 nucleotides long. RefSeq names its product putative methyltransferase DDB_G0268948. Gene Ontology annotation, molecular function: S-adenosylmethionine-dependent methyltransferase activity. Lineage: Eukaryota; Metazoa; Chordata; Actinopteri; Cypriniformes; Cyprinidae. The record is from RefSeq and is a predicted model, not a curated record.
UGUUCUUCAGCAAUAUCAAUAGAUAAGCAUUAUGCUUUUUUGUACUUUUAUUUUUUCAUGUAUUUUUUCUUAUAUUUAAUUCAUACUGGAAACCUUUGAUUCUUUUCUGGUCAUUGCUUAGGAGAUGUUUAUUCAUUUUGAAAGAACCUUUAGUAUUUACUCCAGAAUGGAUGUGAAUAGAUGUCUGUGUGUGAGACUAAAGUCCUCAUUAGCAAACUGAGCACAUUAUGGUUGCCUCAAAGGAAUGUUUUAAACAGCUUAGUGCUAUUGGCAUGGUUGAUACUGUCUCUCAGUGUUUAGUGUACUUGUACAGCAGUCAAAAAUGGCUGUACGUUUAUUUGAGGAUAAAGAACAUGCAGACUCAUACUGGAAGUACCGAAUUUCUCCUUCUGAAGAGCUAAUUGACAAGAUACUACAGUUCCACAGGAGUAAUAAAAAAUCAGCCAAUGACCUGGCAGUAGAUGUUGGUUGUGGGUCAGGGCAGGGAACGUUGCUCUUAGCACCACAUUUUACUUGUGUGGUAGGGACAGACAUCAGUCCUGCUCAACUGGAGAUGGGGAGGAAACAUGUUAAUAUUCCAAACGUCUCUUACAGGGAGAGUCCAGCUGAAGAACUGCCUUUUGAAGAUGGCUCUGUAGAUCUUGUGACGGCCAUGUCUGCGUUCCAUUGGUUUGACCAUUCACGGUUUCUUCAGGAGGCUCACAGAGUGCUUAAGCCUAAUGGCUGCCUCGCAGUUCUCAACUACACCAUGGACAUGGAGCUGAGCUACGGAGACUGCUCAGAGACUUUAAACCACAUCUGUAAUGAGUUUUAUGCAGCCCUGCAGCCUUUCCGGAACCCUUACCUAAGUUCCAGCUCUUUCGAACUUUACAAAAAAACAUUUGACUCUCUCCAGUAUCCAGUCAAAGAAUGGCAGGACAUUUUUUGGGUGAGGAAGCCUGUCCCUCUUUCUGGCUACAUCGGCAUGGUGGAGUCUUUUUCCACUUUCCAGGCUCUCUUAAAAAAGGAUCAGGAAGAGGCCAGACGACUCUCACAGGACAUUGAACACAGACUGCUGCAUGCAAUGGGUGUGACAUCCUCAGAGACAGAAGUUAUCAUGGGAGUUAAAUACUUCUAUUUUCUAGCCUGCAAGCCUGCAAAUGACUGAUUUCUUUCUUUAAUUAUUAAUUUUAGACCUUGUUAUUAAUUUAUAUUCCAAUAUGAUCAACUGUUACUAAUUUCCAUAACCAUCAAGUUUCAUAACCAUCAAAUAAAAAGUAAUAAAAAUAAUUUUCUUGCACAUUCAAUACAAAAUUUUAAUAAAAGGUUAAAAAGUAGACUUUACACAUUUAAUUUUAGAUGUUUUAUUAUUUAGUUAAAAAUCCAAAUCAUUAUAGAAGAUGUAAAUUCAGGUCAUUGUCUCUGUGUAUAAAAUGUAGCCUAUGUUCAAUGUUUAUUUGAAUAAAUUAGACGCAGAAAAAAAAUCGUCCUUUCAC